AGUUCACAGCCGUUAAAAUCUAGCAAAAUGGCAAAGCGUAUGUUAUUUCGGGCUAUGUUGUCUGUUAAAAUUAAACCUGAAAAUUCUGCAUUUAUUAACACGCAACGAAGCUAUUUACAUACAAAGGAAAAGAUACCAACCAAAGAAAUUGAGAUCCCCCUUCAGUUUGGCCACAUAGCGGCCAAAGUAUGGGGUAAUGACCAGGACCGGCCAAUCCUAGCGCUGCACGGAUGGCAAGACAACGCCGGAACAUGGGACACGCUAGCUCCACUGCUGUGCGAGAACAGAUCCAUCAUGGCUAUCGACUUCCCAGGUCAUGGCCUAUCUUCAUGGAUACCGCCAGGAUUGCAUUAUUACGCUUGGGAGCUGCCUCGUUUGAUAUUGUACCUGAAGAAUUACUUUAAAUGGGAUAAAGUCUCCCUGUUGUGUCACUCAAUGGGAUCCAUAGCCGGACUUCGUUACGCUAGUGUCUUCCAGGACGACGUAGACUUCUACGUAGCUGUAGACAGUCUUAUCUACGAUGACUUCGACUUGCACCAAAUCGUUGAGAAAUUCCCUGUUAUACUUAACAAAAUAGAAGUAGCACAGACUCGGCUACACGAAGAACCACCUUCUUACACACUAGAAGAAAUUGCCAUGAAAUGGCAUUUAGGAACUGCCAAGUCUGUUUCAUUAGAGAGUACCAAAUAUCUGAUGAGAAGAGGCAUAAAACCAGCAAGCCGGGACCCCAACAAAUAUUACUUCUGCAGAGAUGCCAGGCUUAAACACUCUUUGUUUCAACCAGAGAACAAGAAGUUCGUCGAAGCCCUCGUCAAACGGCUAAAAUGUCCAACGCUUUAUGUAAAAGCCAUCGAUUCACCAUUUGCGUCCGAUGAAUUUUCUGUGGAAAUGCGAGAAGUUAUAGAAAGGAAUAACGAAAAUUAUGAAAUACAUUUUCUUCCUGGUACUCACCAUGUACAUUUGAAUAACCCAGAGAGGGUAGCACCACUUAUAUUCAAAUUUUUACAAAAGUACAAUUUCAAAAUUUAGUUUUUUUUGUUAGAGAAUUAAGCGAAAAUACAUAAAAUCGAAUCUAGUGGCCUCUGUAAAUAUGUAAAACAGGUUAUGAUUAGGACACCAAUUAUCUUCCUUCCAUAAACGGCUGAUGAUUUCGUUGAUUCCAGAAUUGUUUAAACUAAAGCACAAAUAGAAUGUUAAGAAUUGCCUUAGAUUAGGUAUUAGGUCAUCCGGGGCAAUAGUAGAUACUAAAAAAUUAUGACAAUCUUAUGACUGCUAUUUUUACAUUUUAAAUACAAUCUACCAAAUACAAUUAAUUCUAUAUAUUACACUUGUAUGAAUGAUAAUAUUCAGAUUGAUAGACAGUAAAUAAAUAAAUUUUAAAUUGAAGAUAUUCCACUUAAAGCCGCCCAAAAGUUACAUUUGCCCCCGAUCUUGGGUUAUGUAGCUAACCAUCCGUAUGUCUUUGCUGUUGUAUCUACAAUUUUCACUAAUGUUACUAAUUUUAUACUUCAAUGCUCUGUAUUAGAGUUCAAUUCAUUUUAAAUUUCCUUAAAAUACCAUAAGGGUAAAUGUAUCUUUUCAAUUUACAUUAUUGCUGGGACAUAUAGUUCGAUAACUUUGGAUAACCAUAUAAUACGAGUAUAAACUAAUAUUAUCAGACACUAUCACAAUAGAAUUAAAGUCACAUAUAAAAUGUUAAAAAUUAAAUAAAACCAAAGCCCAAUACCAAUUACCCCACUCACAAUUUUCGAAGGGGCAAACAAAUGUAGCUUUCUUGAAUACUUGACUUUACUUAAGCGUAUGAUAAAACAAAUUAUAGAAAAAUAACGAACCGUUAAUUAUUUCACGACACUGUAAAACACCUUCCAAUAUUGCGUAAAAAAAGAUUUUGGAAAUAUUUCUGACUAUGGUCUCUCACAUGUGAAAAAAUGGCGGAAUAAAAUAUGACUAUAAAUAAAACUUAAAUUAUUUGAAACAGCUACAUUUACCCCCUAGCCACAAUAGCCCCGAGGGGCCUUACUUAACUUUAAUUUCAAAUUCUAAUAAAUGAUUGUAUAUUUUCUAAUCUCUUUAGAUUAGAAAUUUUAUGUAUUAAUUAAAAAGGCUUUAAUUUAAUACUUUUGUAUAAUCAUUUUUUAAACAUUUUAACCACACAGAACAACAAUAUUUUACAGAUUUUAAUAAUUAUAUUAAAGUUUUUGUUUUACAAUUAAAAAGGUGCAGUAUUUUCUAGUCACUUUUUAUUUUGUAUGAUUAAUCACUGUGAUAUGAAAUGUCUAUGCUUGAAUCACUAACACUACUGCAGAUGUGUGCUCCUUUUCUAACGGGAAGUACUUUCAUGAGAGUCUCUUGCCAAGCCAGGCCUUCCGAUACUCGCAGUACUAUUUCAAAUACAUGAUCAAUUGUCAACACUUUUCUAGUUUUCAUAUUGACAUAUUUAUCUAAAGGUAGCUGACCAUGUCUGAUACCCUGAUCUUUUGCUAUUGUAUGACACAGGCCUUUAUGUUUGUUAUGAUCUACCAGUCCUCCUAUUACAUAAAAUGUAUUCUCUUCAAAGUUUUCAAUUAUGUUUUCUGACUCACUCGUUAAGUAAACAAGUUUUUCUUUUGGAAACAAAUCUAAAUAUGGUUCUUCAUGAAAUUCUACAUCCCAAUUUUCAUAACCAUUAUGCCUAGAUAUAUCAUUCCUAGAUUUCUCUCCAAAACUUGUAAUGUGAAACUGCAGGGGUGACUCAGAUCUUCUGUUUACAGAGUAACAUCUGAGGAUUUGUUUUAUGACUUUAUACCUAUCUUUUUCUAUCAUAAGAUGAUCAAAACUGAGGUCAAUGAUAACGCCUACGUUUUUCUUGUCUUUUUCCACUUUCAUCUUCUUUAAAGCUUUUCUACUAGGACCUAAGUCAAGAUUGGCUUCACGGGCUUCUCGCCUCCUCUCUUUAGCUCUUGCUUUUUCUUUGGCCCGUUUGUCAGCUUUAUGAUUUUCCCAUCUAACUUUUUUUAACCAUUUUCGCAUUUGAUUCUUUGUAAAGGGCCUAGGUAAUUCAUUGCCUUCUUCGUCCUUUAAUCCUGGAUCUAUGCCUAUAUCAAAUAGAGAAUAUUGGUGGUAGUUCGGUUCAACUUUUUGAAUGCUAUUAUCACCUGGCGUAUCAUUAUUAUCGGUCAUAUUCGUAUCACUCAAAAACAUAACACAUUAGCCUGCAAUUGUAUCACAAUUUUGUUCAGAUUCGUCUACCUAUAGGAUUCUAUCUUACCGUAUAAAAAGUAACUUAUAAUAAUAAUUUAAUAACAUAUAGUUUGUCAUUGAACAUUUAUUAAAGAAAACCAAAAUAAUAAAAGUUUUUAGCCAGUUUAUUUUGUGAAAAUAACCUCUACAGGUAAGUAGUAGGGACACGAAAAAAG
Chilo suppressalis (striped riceborer) is the source of this 3395-nucleotide messenger RNA. The record is from the annotation of a GenBank genome assembly. Lineage: Eukaryota; Metazoa; Arthropoda; Insecta; Lepidoptera; Crambidae.